Messenger RNA from Penicillium cataractarum, 1851 nucleotides. Its product is annotated as ATP-binding cassette family ATPase ARB1. Gene Ontology annotation, molecular function: ATP hydrolysis activity; ATP binding. Bases 1 to 1851 code for a protein of 616 amino acids. The transcript is spliced from 2 exons. NCBI's taxonomy places the organism in Eukaryota, Fungi, Ascomycota, Eurotiomycetes, Eurotiales, Aspergillaceae. The record is from RefSeq and is a predicted model, not a curated record.
AUGGUUUCUGCCUCCAAGGCCGCCCGUAUGGCCAAGCGCGCCGAAACUGGCGACAAGAAGGCUAAGAAGUCCGCCUCCAAGAAGGAGGAGGAGCCCACCGUCGAGGCCGAUGCCAACGGCGACGAGCAGCCCGCCACCACCGAAGCUAAGAUGAAGGAUGUCGAGAAGCUCACCGCACAGAUGGACAAGCACGGUCUCUCCGAUCGUGUCACUACCGGUGUGCUUUCGUCUCUGCCCGCCUCUCGCGACGUCAAGAUCACCUCCGCCUCCCUGGUGUUCCACGGAAAGGUCCUCUUCACUGAUUCUACCCUCGAGCUGAACUUCGGUCGUCGUUACGGUCUGCUCGGUGAGAACGGUUGCGGAAAGUCCACUCUCCUCAAGGCCAUUGCCACCCGCGAGUUCCCCUUCCCCGAGCACAUCGAUCUGUACCUUUUGAACGAGGGUGCUCCCGUCACUGAUAAGGGUGCCCUUGAGUGGGUUGUUGAUGAGGCCCAGGCUCAGCUUGAUGCUAUGGAGAAGAAGGCCGAGGAGAUUCUUGAGCAGGAUGGCCCCGAGAGCCCUAUUCUCGAGGAUCUGUACGACCGCAUGGACAAGAUGGACCCCUCCACCUUCCACACUCGUGCCUCUCUGAUCCUGACUGGUCUCGGUUUCAACAAGGUCACCAUUCACAAGAAGACCAAGGAUAUGUCCGGUGGUUGGCGUAUGCGUGUGGCCCUCGCCAAGGCCCUGUUCGUCAAGCCUUCGCUGCUGCUGCUCGAUGACCCCACUGCUCACUUGGAUCUCGAGGCCUGUGUGUGGCUGGAGGAGUACCUCAAGAAGUGGGACCGUACUUUCAUCCUGGUCUCUCACUCCAUGGAUUUCCUCAACGGUGUCUGCACCAACAUGAUCGAUAUGCGCAUGAAGCAGCUCCUCUACUACGGUGGUAACUACGACUCUUACCACAAGACUCGCUCCGAGCAGGAGACCAACCAGAUGAAGGCCUACACCAAGCAGCAGGAAGAAAUUUCCCAUAUUAAGAAGUUCAUUGCCUCCGCCGGUACCUAUGCCAACUUGGUCCGUCAGGCCAAGUCCCGCCAGAAGAUUCUCGACAAGAUGGAGGCCGAUGGUUUCAUCCAGCCCGUCAUUCCCGACCGUGUCUUCACUUUCCGCUUCGCCGACGUUGAGAAGCUGCCCCCUCCCGUCAUGUCCUUCGACGAUGUCAGCUUCUCCUACUCUGGAAACUGGGAUGACACCCUCUACGAGCACCUCGACCUCGGUGUCGACAUGGACUCCCGUACUGCCCUGGUCGGUCCCAACGGUGUUGGCAAGUCCACUCUGCUGCGUCUGAUGACCGGCAAGCUGAGCCCCAUUGGCGGUACCGUCAGCCGUCACACUCACUUGAAGCUCGGUGUCUACUCCCAGCACUCUGCUGAGCAGCUCGACCUGACCAAGUCUUCUCUCGAGUUCGUCCGUGACAAGUUCCCCGAGAAGUCCCAGGACUACCAGUACUGGCGCCAGCAGCUCGGCCGCUACGGUCUGUCUGGUGAGUCUCAGACCGCCAUCAUGGGUACCCUCUCCGAGGGCCAGAAGAGUCGUAUCGUCUUCGCCCUGCUCGCCAUCGAGUCCCCCAACAUGAUCCUGCUUGACGAGCCUACCAACGGUCUCGAUAUUCCCACCAUUGACUCUCUUGCUGAUGCCAUCAACGCCUACAACGGUGGUGUCGUCGUCGUCUCCCACGACUUCCGUCUGCUGGACAAGAUUGCCAAGGACAUCUUGGUCUGCGAGCACAAGACCGUCCGUCGCUGGGAUGGUAGCAUUGGCCAGUACAAGAAGUACCUGCGUGACAAGAUGGUCUCUACCGGUGCCGUCUAA